CAGCUUCACUUCUUUCCAUGCCCUAAAUUUCGACCUCUUUUCCUCCAAUCCAUCGAUGGAGAAGCCGAAACAGCUCCAUGCAGCGCUCCUCUCGAGCCCUGGAAUGGGCCACCUCAUCCCCGUCAUCGAGCUUGGCAAGCGCCUCGUUGCUGACCAUGGCUUUGAGGCUACCGUCUUUGUCCUCCCCUCGCAGGCCUCCCACACCGAGGCCGAGAUCAUCGAGUCCACCAUGACCCCCAAGCUCCUCGAUGUCGUGGAGCUCCCACCCCCCGACCUCUUGGCUGCAGGCCUCAGCCCGGAUGCCGCCGUGGUCACAAGGCUGGUAUUCAUGAUGCGCCAGGCCCGGCCAGCAUUCAGGUCCGCGCUCAUGGCGAUGGAGGCCCGGCCCGAUGUCCUCAUCGUGGACUUGUUCGGGACGGAGCAUCUGUGCAUUGGCGACGAGUUAGGGAUCCCCAAGUACGUCUACGUCCUUUCCAAUGCAUGGUUUCUUGCGUUGUUACUACACUCGCCGACGCUGGACAAGGAAGUGAAGGGAGAGUACGUGGAGCGUACCGAACCGCUAGAGAUCCCGGGUUGCAAGCCUGUCCGACCAGAGGACGUGGUGGACCCGAUACUGGACUGGUUGGACCACCAGUACCGUGAGUACGUGCUGCGGGCUGGCGAGAUCCCGAUGGGAGAUGGAAUCUUGUUGAAUGUGUGGGAGGAUUUGCAGGCCGAGACCCUCGCCGCACUGAGGAACAAGGAGUUCUUGGGCCGGGUUGCAAACGGUCCGGUGGAUACGGUUGGGCCGCUCAUUAGACCAGUCAGACCGGCUGGUUUAGGAAAGGAGCUGGUGGAAUGGCUGGAUAAGCAGCCGAGCGAGUCGGUGUUGUUCGUCUUGUUUGGAAGUGGAGGGACUUUGUCGGCUGAACAGCUGGUCGAGCUGGCAUGGGGAUUGGAGCUGAGCCAACAAAGGUUCAUAUGGGUACUCUGGCCACCAACUAUCAAAUCUCUUGAUGGAUCCUAUUUUAAUGCGGGAAAGAGUGGUGCUCGCGAUGAGGUUUUGAGAUUUUUGCCAGGUGGAUUCAUGGCACGUACUCGCAACAUCGAAUUCAUACUCCCAUCAUGGGCCCCACAGGUGGAAAUCUUGAGCCAUCCAUCCGUGGGUGGCUUCCUAUCUCACUGCGGAUGGAACUCGACCCUAGAGAGCAUAGCGAAUGGAGUGCCCAUGAUUGCUUGGCCACUGUACGCCGAGCAAAGGCUAAAUGCGAUGCUCCUCACUGAGGAGAUAGGGGUGGCGGUCCGGCCAAAGGUGCUGCCAUCAAAGAAGAUUGUGGGGAGGGAGGAGAUAGAGAAGUUGGUGAGGUCGGUAAUGGUGGAGAAAGAAGGGCGCACAUUAAGAGCUAGAGUUAGAGAACUCAAGAGUAAUGCACAAAAGGCCGAGGCGAAAGGUGGUAGUUCAUAUGAGUCUCUAUGCAAAAUGAAGAUCUGCAUUAUUAAGAAGGCUCGUUAA
Molecule: messenger RNA, 1492 nt
Organism: Syzygium oleosum
Lineage: Eukaryota; Viridiplantae; Streptophyta; Magnoliopsida; Myrtales; Myrtaceae
Product: anthocyanidin 3-O-glucosyltransferase 5-like
Exons: 2
Coding region: 56-1492 (478 amino acids)
Molecular function (GO): UDP-glycosyltransferase activity
Source: RefSeq, a predicted model, not a curated record